Molecule: messenger RNA, 4422 nt
Organism: Diabrotica virgifera virgifera (western corn rootworm)
Lineage: Eukaryota; Metazoa; Arthropoda; Insecta; Coleoptera; Chrysomelidae
Product: putative ankyrin repeat protein RF_0381
Exons: 3
Coding region: 255-2681 (808 amino acids)
Molecular function (GO): protein binding
Source: RefSeq, a predicted model, not a curated record
AUUUGUUAUUGUUAUUAUUUGUUCCCAAGUUUCCUUUCCUUUCAUAGAUAAUAGAUUUAAGAGGGUGGGGCUUCCGGCUUCCUUUGUUUUGCUUUGUUUGCAUAAUGUGCCUGUGCCAUAAUCAUAAUAUACAGUUAAUGCAAUAAUAAAUUAUAUUGGUGUCUAUUAUUUGCGUUACUCAUCUAUGGUUACAUCUUCGCUAAUCAUAAAUAUCAACAGCAUAGAGGACUGAUUGAUUAAACACAUCGCAGAUCAUGACUGUAACUGGAGCAGAGGCUGCAUCCUUGGUAUCAGCAAUUAGACAUAGAAGGUUUUUAACUGAUGAAAUAGAAUCAGCUUUCGCAAAUGAAAUUAAAAUUGAAUAUCGUGGAAAUUACUGGUCUGUCCUGAAUUGUGCUGCGUAUUAUAAUAGAUUUUCUAUUCUCCGCUUAUUACUAAAAAACGAGAAAUUAAUAAACCAGAGGGACCUGGACACUUCCUUACAUAUAGCUGCAGAGCAAGAUCAUAGUGGUGUUGUAGAAUUAUUAUUAAAACAUGAAGCAAAUAUUGAAUAUGAGAAUAAUGAUGGAGAGACGCCAUUACUAAGUGCAGUUAAAUAUGAAAAUGAAGAUAUUGUCGAGAUUUUAAUAGAAGAGGGAGCAUAUGUAAAUGCACGGGAUAAUUUUGACAGAACUUCUCUUCAUAUAGCUUGUGAAGAAGGCUUCUUGCGUAUUGUGAAAUUGUUAUUACAUGCAGGUGCAGCUAUUAAUUGGAGAAAUGCAUCAGGUUGCACUCCUUUGUUUUGUGCUGCUGAUUUAAGUCGGGUGAAUGUUGUGAAAUUAUUAAUACAACGAGGGGCAGACGUCAAAAUCCCCGAUAACUCUAGAAACACAGUGUUACAUGUUUGUGUUAAACGUCGCAAUAAAGUCCUUAUAGAAUUAUCACUUCAAAAUGGAGCUGAUGUGAAUGGUAGAAAUGUAAAUGGAAUUGAUAUCUUCCAUUUAGCACAUGUUGAUUACGAAAUGUCUGAUUUUGCAAAGUUUUUAGUCAGACUUAUUUUGUGCUUAAAUAUCAACACACCUAAACCCGAGCAUCACAACAGCGGAGGCUUCUUGGGAUUCUGGGAUGCAUGCAAAUCAGAAUUAGAGCUAAUGGAGACUUGUAAAAUAGCUGAGAGCAAUAUAUCUUACAAGCAAUUAUUCCUUGAAAGUGAUAAAAGUAAAUUAGCAGUUUAUCUCAGCAAUGCGGACAUUGUUAGUGAACUAGACGCACUAGUUUAUAAAAAGAAAUUUCCUAUAUACGAACAGUACUUUACUGAAAACAUAAUGAAAGGAAAGUCUAGACUCCGCUUGCAUUAUGAAGCUGAUGAAGUUAUGAAUUAUAUCAGUCCGUUGUUGCCGAUAGUAGUUCGGAGAAAAAUAUAUGACUAUUUAUCUGAUGUUGAUUUCAACAAUUUAAUUAAUGCGAAACAGCACAAGUGUGACAAAUCUCAGAUAAUGUAUGUAACUGGAGCAGAUGCUGCAUCCUUGAUAUCAGAAAUUAGACAUAGAAGGUUUAUAAGUGAUGAAAUAGAAUCAGCUUUCGCAAAUGAAAUUAAAAUUGAAUAUCGUAGAAAUUACUGGUCCGUCCUGAAUUGUGCUGCGUAUUAUGGUAACGUUUCUAUUCUCCGCAUAUUACUAAAAAACGAGAAAUUAAUAAAGCAGACAGAUUUGGACACUUCCUUAUGUAUAGCUGCAGAGAAAGAUCAUUGUACUGUUGUAGAAGUAUUAUUAAAACAUGAAGCAAAUAUUGAAUCUGAGAAUUCUAUUGGAGACACGACAUUGCUAAUUGCAGUUAAAUGUGGAAAUGAGAAUAUUGUCAAAAUUUUAAUAGACGAGAAAGCAAAUGUAAAUGCAGAGGAUUUGUGUGGCAAUACUUCUCUUCAUGUGGCUUGUGAAAAAGGCUUCUUGGGUAUUAUCAAACUGUUAUUACAUGCAGGUGCAGCUAUUAAUUUGCAAAAUGUAAGAGGCCGUACUCCUUUGUUUUGUGCUGCUGAUUUUAAUCGGGUGCAUGUUGUGAAAUUAUUAUUACAUCGAGGGGCAGAUGUCAAAAUUCGCGAUCCCUUCGGAAGCACAGUGUUGCAUAUUUGUUUUCAACGUCGCAAUAAGGUCCUUACAAAAUUAUUACUUCAAAAUGGAGCUGAUGUGAAGAGUUGUACAAAUUAUGAUGAAAAUGAUAUUUUAGAUUUAGCAUAUUUUGAUUUCACUGAUUUCUCAAAGUUUUUAAUCAGUCUUAUUUUGUACUUAAACGUCAACACACCUAUAUCCGAGCGUCAUAACAGUGGGGACUUUUCGAGAUUCUGGGAUGCAUGCAAAUCAGAACUAGAACUAAUGGAGACUUAUAAAAUAGCUGAGAGCAAUAUAUCAUACAGGCAAUUAUGCCUUGAAAGUAACAAAAGUAAAUUAGCAGCUUAUCUCAGCAAUGCGGACGUAGUUAGUGAACUAGACGCACUACUUUAUAAGGAAAAAUUUCCUAUAUACAAACGGUACUUUACUGAAAACAUAAUGAAAGGAAAGUCUAUACUGCGCUUGCAUUAUGAAGCUGAUGCAGUUAUGAAUCGUAUUAGUCCGUUGUUGCCGAUAGUAGUUCGGAGAAAAAUAUAUAAUUAUUUAUCUGAUGAUGAUUUAAAAAUUUUUAAUUAUUUCGAACCAGUACAAGUGUGACAAAUAAUUAUUGUACAUAUUGUCAAACUGGAAAUAAUUGAUCUAGCUUUAGGUAUAUGAUACUGAUCAGUAGUGAUGUAAAAUUCCCGGGAAUUAAUUCUCGAGGGAAUAUUCCCAAAAUUCAUAUCUUACCGGGAAUUUUUGGGAAUUUAUAAUUGACACCGAAAUUUAUUUAAAAAUAGUUAUGUGUUACAUUAAAUGGAAACUUAUUGUUGGAUUCAUAUUUUAAUAUGAUGAAAAUUAGGCAGAAAAUAAUUCAGCAACUUCUCAAGUUUAAAAAUACAAAUAAUAUAAUAUGUAAGUGAAAAGACUUAUACAGAAAAAAUAACAAUUACUGAUAUAAAAACGAAUAGUGACAUAACAAAUAUCAGAGUCUAUUCACUCCCGCUGUCAUUUACAUCUAUUUGAUAUCCACCGUCGUCGUCAUCAUCAUCAUCCUCUUCUUCUUUUUCUUCUUCACAAUCCUUGUCAUCCUCAUGGCUUUCAUCUUGCACAACCUCGUCGUCGACCUUCUCUUCGUCAGGUCCAUCCCUACCAUCGGUGGACGUCGUUCAGCUUAAAGAACCUUCCUUUGAAGUGCUGUUCAUUAGUUUCCAAUUGUAAGCAAGGUAGGUAAUCUUGGCUGCUCGCUCUGAUGAUAAACGAUUUCUCUUUUUAGAGUGCAUCCAGGAGAAGGUACUAAAUGUCCUUUCAGUGUCGGCAGAAGUGACAGGUGCACUCGGAAUCCUUAUUGCCACAUCGCCUAAAUCACAAGUACCUCGGAGUUCCCUCCAGCACAAAAGAGGCCAAGUUGCGUCCUCACCAACUCCCUCCCAAAUAAACUUUCUCGAGAAAAGCCGUCCCUAUAAUCGGCCAAACUUUCUCUUCUAACUUUCAUUACGUCAAGAUUCAUGUUUUGAGCACGUUCGCAAAUAAAGCCCAUGGCAUCUAACAGCUGCGUUGAAUCAAGUGAAGUGCCCUGCAUAUUUCGAUCUAGCAAAAUAGCUGCCAAGUGAAUAUCUCCAAUUCCAAAAUCUUUUCUCUCCUUGAAUUAGGCUGUGAUUUUUCCCCAGCCUUCUGCAGAGGUGAAGCGAUCAAGUUUAGGGCUAUAAUUUUUUCCAGAUCAUCCAACUUUCUCACAACUCUGUGAAUUUGUGGUUCAUUGGAUUCAAUCACAGUAAUGAGGUCUACAAUAGGUUCGAGCAAAUUUCUCAAUUCUAGUCCAAAAGAGUCAUCAAGUCCAUCAUCAACUCAGCUUUUUCACUAACAGCUAAUGUUUGUAGCACGACUUUAUUUGAUUGUAAACUCUGUAAGCAAAAAAGAUGACUUCCCCAAUGGGUCUUUCCUGGCAACUUCAAAAAAAUUCGGUCCUUAAAUCUUCUUCGGAUGCAAUUUCAUCGAAUAUUGCUUGUAAAAUGUUACUAUGUUUGAUUGUUUAACAUUUAAGGCAAAUUGAUAAUGACUCAAAACUUGCUUUAAAAACAGACCUAAUAACCAUUGACAAGGCUGUAGUACCUUCCUAUGUAAUUAUUUUGAGAUGAAAAAGUACAAUGUUGUUGAAACAUAUCACACAUACAUCCUAAAAAAGAGCUAGAGCUAAAAAUAAGCAGGAUUUUUAGUAAAUUCCCACUUUUUGUGAAGAUGUAAUGACCGAGGGAAUAUUCCCAUUUUUUAAAUUCCUUCCCACUGGGAAUAUUCCCACAUCACUACUGAUCAGCAAAUCUAAUUUUUUAUGUUGAAAAAUAAAAUACUUGAAUAAUCA